AUGUCGUUAUUCCACUCUCCAGUCAAGACAACGAAUACAAGUACCAGCAACGAGAGCACUCAGGAUGCCACCACGAGCGACAGCCAACCAAGUAUCUCUCCAUCGCUUACCACCCACGUUAAUUCGGGUUCAUUACCGAGCACUUCGUCAAACACGAUUUUUGACUACGUAGAGGUAACAAAUAUGGCAACCGGCUUUGGCCAGCAACCCAACGGUACGGCAAACGCCUUUCAAGAUGGCUUUCGCCAACCACCUGGUACCACAGCGGGAGGCUUUGACUUCAGUGGAGUGAGCCAGCGAUCAAAUUUUCCAACUUCAACUUCGUACUUCUGGCCCUCAAGCACCACUAGCACCAUUACCAACUACACUGGUGCCACCAACAAAAACAAGCCCUCAGACGGCCAGCGACGAGCGCCUAAUGCCGAUCAAAUCCUGGAAUCGAUCAACCAGAAGAUUGACAGCAAGAUGGAUGAAUUUAAAAGGUAUAUGGAGGAAUGCUUCGCCUCGUGGUCGCAGAAGCAACCCACGAUCACGUCAUUGAAAACAAGGCUCUGGACGCCCAACGUCUUCGGCAACAUUCCCUCAACUGGUCACACCUUUCAGCCUCUCCUGCCUUUUGCUUCACGUAGAAAUUCAGGAGCAGACUUCCAACAACGAAAUCAGUUUCAAGGAAACUCUAUGCUUGGACAGCCACACUGCCUUCCAACGGCACCAAGCACCAAGCAUCUACAAUUCUGGAACUUCCACAAACACGAUCCUCAAGGAUGGUUCAAGCAAUUGGAAGAUCUGUUCUUGACUCACAACGUCCAUGACGACGAAGCCAAAUUCAACUUCGUCGGCACACGCUUGAGUCAAGACAUUCAUCACGAGCUCCAGUACAAGAUGAACACUCUUGUUAGAGGCUGCAAAUAUGAGGAACUAAAAAAAAUUCUCACGGAUAAAUAUGCUGAGACUCCGGAGCAACAAUUAGACAGGCUUUUCAAAGGUCUGGAAAUUGGUUGUAAGCGACCAUCAGACUUCCUCGCUGAAUUGCUCAGCCUAGCGCAGGACCGAGUGCCCAGAGAUACAGUAAUUUCGCUCUGGAAAAGCCGUCUUCCAGCACAAAUACGACUGAUGGUUUGGAACUACAAGGAAGAAGCAGAACUUGUCAAAAGCGCAGAUAUGGCCUUCGACAUCCUUCAACAGUCACACAACAUCAGUGCUUUGAAGGACAAUAACCAGCCUGCCGCCUACCCGGUCGACAAGUUCGAACAACUAUUAGCUACACUUCAGAAGACAAUCAAUCCUGAACGGCAAGGUCGUUCUAGGCCAAACAAGCGUCACAACAGGUCUCGUACUAAUUCAAAGAAUAGACGCGAUUCGACUUCGGGCAGAUCAAAAUCCAAGCCGCGCUAUUCCAAAAACACAAACUUUUGCACCUUCCAUCGGAAAUUUGGCAAGGAAGCGCGAAAACUAAAGAAUCCUGCUAUCGAGGAGAUUGACAGCCGGUCCAACCUCACCGCACGUCUCCACGUGAGAGACAAUCUCUCAAAUGAAGUCUUCCUGAUAGACACCGGCGCGGACAUUUCCGUAGUCCCCAAGCCAGACAAUUGGCAAGGUAAGCCAGCUGACCUCAAGCUCUAUGCGGCCAAUGGCUCUACUAUCAACAUUUAUGGCGUCAAACGUCGCGAGUUGGACGUUGGCCUACCAUACAAAAUCGCUUGGAACUUCACCAUAGCGGAUGUUCCGCAUUCAAUCACAGGAGCCGAUCUCCUGAAGCAUUACCAUCUUCUGCUAGAUCUCAAGCUCAAGAGACUGGUAGAUGGAAAUCAUUUUACGCACGCUCCCGCUAUCGUCAAGUCAGUGCAGCCAGUGCAAAUUUCCUUUUUGGCUCCGAACCAUAAAUACGCACACAUCGUGAACAAAUAUCCCCAAGUCUUUGGCCCUGACCAGUUCAGAACGGUCAAGAAAAGGGGAGUUUUUCACCACAUUGUCACCAAGGGCCAGCCAGUCUCGCAGCGAGCCCGUCCUCUCGCUUCAGCGAAGCUCAAGGCAGCAGAGCAGGAAUUUCGGAAAUGGUGCGAGCUGGGCAUCUGCCGGCCUUCCAACAGUGCAUGGGCCAGUCCACUUCACAUAGCGCCGAAGAAAAACAACCAAUGGCGUCCUUGCGGCGACUUUCGCAAAUUAAAUCUAAUCACAGUCCCGGAUCGUUACCCGAUUCCGCACAUGCAUGACUGCAUGACCUUCUGCCACGGCAAGAAAAUUUUCUCGGCCCUAGACCUACGCCAAGCCUACCAUCAAAUCCCGGUAGCACCAGAAGAUGUGCCCAAGACGGCAAUAAUUACACCUUUUGGACUUUAUGAAUUCCUAGUUAUGACUUUUGGCUUUCGAAAUGCCUCACAAACCUUCCAGCGUUAUAUUCACUCGGCGUUGGGAGACCUAGACUUUGUCUUCGUCUACUUAGACGACAUUCUUAUCGCUUUCACGUCUGAAGAAGAGCACCAGAAGCACUUAGAUAUAGUGCUCAAUCGCCUCAACGAGUACGAGCUGCAGGUAAACCUGGAGAAAUGCAGUCUCGGGGUUUCAGAACUCGUUUUCCUGGGUCACCUCAUCACGCCUAACGGUUUCAAACCUAACCCAGAGAAAGUUAAGGCGAUUCAAGAAUUUCCAUUACCACGGACCAUCGAUGAAUUAAGAAGAUUCUUAGGUCUUGUGAACAGCUAUAGGCGUUUACUCGCGCACGCUGCCGAGACACAACGCCCUCUUAAUGAAUUCUUGAAAGGUGCCAAGAAGAAAGACAAACACCCAGUUCCCUGGACUCCGGAAGCUGAGGCUGCUUUCCGCAAAUGCAAAGAGGAUCUCAUCAACUUAGCUUUCACAGCUUUUCCCAGUGAAAACGCUGAACUGCGCCUCAUCACAGAUGCUUCCGAUACCGCAAUGGGAGCGGCCCUCGAGCAACGCUCGGAUGAUGCCUGGCAACCCUUGGCAUUCUUCUCGCAGAAGUUCUCUCCUGCGCAAAUGAAAUACGCCACUUAUGACAGGGAACUAACGGCAAUUUAUGAAGCAAUUCGUUACUUCCAUCACUACCUUGAAGGAGCAGAAUUUAAAAUUCAUACGGAUCACAAGCCUUUGAUCUACGCUCUUCAGCAGAGCCACGACAAAAUGCCAGCAAUUCGCUCACGCAGAUUGUCAUAUAUCGCCCAGUAUAACACGGAGAUUCUUUAUCUCCCAGGGGAGGAGAAUGACGUUGCUGACGCACUGUCAAGAAUCAACGCUUUCACAUCUCCUGCAUUUUUCAACUGGAGCGAUCCUGAACUCUUGGCUGAUCCACAAGUCAGGGAAGUCCUCGCUAACAUCAACGCUUUCAAGCUGCCAACACUGUUCGACGCUAAACAACUCAGCGAGGAACAGGGAAAGGACGAAGAGCUAAAAGAAAUUCUGCAAACGCCGGACCACCCCUUAAAGCUGCGCAAACUUACGUGGGGAUCCGCGCACGCAGCAUUUUACUGCGACAUCUACGAGGACGUCAUUCGUCCAUACCUUCCCAAGAAAUUGAGAAAGGAAGUUUUUAACAACUUUCACUCACCCUCGCAUCCUGGAGUCAAAGUCACAACCCGACUCAUCCACCAGCAGUAUGUGUGGCCGAACAUGAGUCGCGACAUCGCCUCUUGGUGCAAAGCGUGCACAGCAUGUCAGCAAUCUAAAGUGACCAAACACAAUAAGUUUUUGCCCAGGCAUUUCAAUGCUCCAGAUGCUAGAUUCGAUCACGUCCAUUUGGAUCUCGUAGGCCCCUUCGCCCACAGCAACGGCUACACGCAUCUCCUCACCAUCAUCGAUCGCUACGAGAUGGCCAGAGGCAAUACCAAUUACAGAUACCACUGCGGCUACGGUAGCUCGUGCUUUUCAUGA
Messenger RNA from Nasonia vitripennis (jewel wasp), 3888 nucleotides. RefSeq lists its product as uncharacterized. Gene Ontology annotation, biological process: proteolysis. The record is from RefSeq and is a predicted model, not a curated record. The transcript has 3 exons. NCBI's taxonomy places the organism in Eukaryota, Metazoa, Arthropoda, Insecta, Hymenoptera, Pteromalidae. Gene Ontology annotation, molecular function: aspartic-type endopeptidase activity. The coding region runs from base 1 to 3888 and encodes 1295 amino acids.